This is a messenger RNA of Galleria mellonella (greater wax moth), 981 nucleotides long. RefSeq names its product protein THEM6-like. The coding region runs from base 156 to 764 and encodes 202 amino acids. The transcript is spliced from 3 exons. Lineage: Eukaryota; Metazoa; Arthropoda; Insecta; Lepidoptera; Pyralidae. The record is from RefSeq and is a predicted model, not a curated record.
CUGACUUGUCAUGAUUAUUCUUUAAUUUAUUGUAUAAGUUUCUACCUUAUUUGCAUGUACUUGUAAGUUGAAUUACUGUUUCUUUAAACAUACCUAUUCCCGUUUCACAAUCAGAAUCUACUUGAAGUACCUAGGUUAAUUUACCUCACAUCAAAAUGUUGUGCUUUUUGAUACCGUUAAUUAUACUUUUUAUUAUUUUUGAUAUAAAUUAUUUUGUGCGUACUUAUUUCACAGUGUUAAGUGGUAGAAUAUAUCAAAAAACAGUUCCUUUAAAUAAUAUCACGACCAUUUAUGGUUUUUGUAGUUUUCAUGAUUGUGAUAUAAGAUUCCGGCAUCUUCGUUUGGCUAGGAUACUUCGCGAGAUAGAUUUUGCAAGAUACCAUUUUUAUGAUCGUACUAGAAUAUAUCAUCGCAGUAGGGCCCUUAAAAUAAAAUCUCUACAAGGUUGUACCCAUACAAUAUGCAUAAGGCCUGUACAUUUGUUUUCAUUUUAUAAAAUAAAUACAAAGCUUAUUUACUGGGACAACCGAUCAUUAUUUUUUGAACACGAAUUGAUAACAAUACCCGACGGAAAAAUACGAUACUCAAUAGUAUCACGUCAAUAUGCUAUUGGGAAGAACGGAGAAUCUUGUGAAUUGCUUCUCGAAAACCUGCCAGGAUUUGAUAAAAGACCGAACUGUCCAGACUACAUUAACGUAUGGCUUCAUAGCAUGAAUAUAACAAGCACUAAAUUGAGAAAGAAUAUUGAAGAAGAUAAUAAGUAGAUAGGUAAUAGCAUUAUCUAUGUGGAAUAAUAAUAUAAGCCCAUAUAAGUACAUGUAUAAUUAUUAACUUUAAGAUAAACAUAUUAUAAGAAAUAAAAGUAAUAAUAAUUUUAUGCAUACGGUACAACAAGUAAAAUAAUACAUAAAAGUACAUAAAAUACAUAAUAAAGUACAUAAAAGUAAAAUUUGAUUCACAACCCAGAAUUAAUGUCGUAGU